Messenger RNA from Musca domestica (house fly), 5717 nucleotides. RefSeq names its product protein abrupt (gene ab). Bases 515 to 3247 code for a protein of 910 amino acids. The record is from RefSeq and is a predicted model, not a curated record. Lineage: Eukaryota; Metazoa; Arthropoda; Insecta; Diptera; Muscidae. Gene Ontology annotation, molecular function: protein binding. Gene Ontology annotation, biological process: regulation of transcription by RNA polymerase II. The transcript has 6 exons. Gene Ontology annotation, cellular component: nucleus.
UCCAAAGAUUAUGCAAACUAAUUUCUAAUUUUCUAUCUUUUUCUAUUUACUUUCAGAAUUCCGUCCACUUAUUGAAACCUAAUCUUUGAAAAAAAAGGAAAGAAGUCCUCCCAAAAACAACCUUGAAUCCUCAACUACAACAAACAAAUUAUCUACAAAUCAAUCUUAUGGACAAAAGAACUAAAUAUGGAUGUUUAUUUAAAAUGAAAUCCUUUAUUAACUAAACAAAAGAGACAAGAAAAAAACAAGUAAUUCUAAUUUCUUGGCAUAGUUUGCAUAUGGCCCACAAAAACUAUUGACUUUUAGAGAAGACCCAUAAAAAAAAAAAAAAAAAAAAAAUCCCAAAACCCCUUUUACAACAAAAACAAAAAUUACAAAUAUAUAUUUUGAAAAAAAGAGAACCUAAAAUCAAGCAAUAAAACUGGCCCUUGUAGCCGUGGCAAAUACUCCAACAACAACACCCACAACCAUAACAAUACAACAAUUUCAUUCUAACAAAAUCAACAUUACGCAAAUGACUGAAUCAACACAGCUACAAACAGCAGAGAAUAAUAACGCAGGCGUUGUUAAAAUGGAACCAUUACCGCCUGCCACAACAGCAUCAACAGCAAAUACCACAUUGGCCACAUCGCCAGCACCUUCAUCGGUAAUGGAUCAACAGCAACAACAACAACAGCAGCAGCAACAACAACAGCAAUUGGCUGCCGCAGCAGCAGCCGCUGCAGUAGCAACCCAACAACUUCAACAACAAACAGCUUCUCUAUUAAGUGCAACACAACAACUGCACCAGCAACAACAAUAUGCUUUAAAAUGGAAUGAUUACCAAACAUCAAUGCUAAGCUCAUUCCGCCAUCUGCGCGAUGAAGAAGAUUUCGUCGAUGUGACACUGGCCUGUGAUGAACGCUCGUUCACGGCUCACAAAGUUGUGCUGAGUGCCUGCAGUCCCUACUUUCGUAAAUUGCUAAAGGCCAAUCCCUGUGAACAUCCCAUUAUUAUAUUGCGUGAUGUACCCGCAGAUGAUGUGGAAAAUCUAUUAAGCUUUAUGUACAAUGGCGAAGUGAAUGUCGGACAUGAACAUUUACCGGAAUUCCUUAAAACCGCUCAUCUACUACAGAUACGUGGUCUGGCGGAUGUCAAUGGCGGUGGUGUCAAUCCUUUUGCCAGUUCAGCAGCGGCGGCAGCAGCAACAACAUUAAAUCCAGUGGCAAAAACGCUUAGCAAUGCAUUGAGCACUAAUCUGUCGGGUAGCACGAAUAAAUUAAAUUUUCUAACAGCUGCCACCCAGGCAUUGAGUCAAAAUGCCAAUUCACCAUUUACGACACCGUCACUGGCAACGAGUACGCCACUCAAUAAUCUAUUAAAUAGCGGAGCCAGCAACAACACAACAAAUAACAACAACAACACCAACACCAAUAACAACAGUAAUGCCAAUAGCAACAACACAAAUAACAACAACAACAACAGCAGCAGCAACAAUAACAACAGUCAUAAUAAUAACAAUAAUAACAACAACAAUAACAGCAGCAGCAGUAGUAACAAUGGAAAAACACCUGCCAUACAGGAAUUGAAAGCUUCCUCAGCGUCUCCCGUAAGAAAAUCAAAUAACAAUAAAGCCAACAACUGGGAUCACUCAGAUUCGGAUAGCAAUCGCAACAACCACUUGACCCCUCCACCCCAGAAAAGAAUCAAAAGUGCCGAUUUGUUUCGUGCCCAACACGGCAUUAGCCCUGAACGUCUAUUGAUUGAUCGUGACUUCCCCGUUGCUGGCCAACACCCCUUGACCCGUAAUCGUGAUCGCAGCCGUGAAACAUCGCGUGACCGUGAUCGUGAAAUGCGUGAAUCGUUGCUGGGUCAGGCUUUGGAAAAUUCAAAUGGUUUACAGAAACAACACAAUGACAUGGGCUCUCUACACGGUCAAAGUGCAUGCGACGAUUCGAACAGCUCCGACACUGAACCCUCAGAUCGUGGCGAUGGACAAAAUGAUGGUACAAUGGAUUCCAUGGACAAUCAACGUUCGCAUUCCUUCCCCAAUGCAUUUUUGGGUUUGCAGGGCAUACCUGGCCUACUGCCAGGACCCUCGGGCAUGGGUGGUGAUUUCGUAAGCCGCCGUUCCCUGGAAAUGCGUGUUCGCGCCACUGAUCCUCGUCCCUGUCCAAAAUGCGGCAAAAUCUAUCGCUCGGCCCAUACCUUGCGUACCCACUUGGAGGACAAACACACUGUGUGCCCGGGUUAUCGUUGCGUGUUGUGCGGUACUGUGGCCAAAUCACGUAACUCUUUGCAUUCACACAUGUCCCGUCAACAUCGUGGCAUUUCUACAAAAGAUUUGCCUGUGCUACCCAUGCCCAGUGCUUUUGAUCCCGAAUUGGCUUCCCGUUUGCUGGCCAAGGCUGGUGUGAAAAUUUCCCCGGCUGAGUUGAGGGCUCGCGCCUCCCCCACCAAUGGUGGUGGUGGUGGCGGUGGAACUGGCCAAACUAAACUGGAUGCCAGCUUGUCGAACAACAUGAAAGAUGAGGCCGAAGAUUCCGAUGAUGAUCCCGAGGACUUGACCACAGCCAGUGGAGGUUAUAGCAAUGUGGGUGGAUCCAACAGCGAUUUGAGCCGUUACCAUGAAUCUUUGUUGAGCAAUUUUGGCCAUGCCAAUACCACAAUAUCGCGCAUAAGAAAUGAAGCUGCAGCUGCUGCAGCAGCGGCCGCUGCCUUGGGUCAACAAAAGGAUUUGGCUGGGCAAAUACCCACAAGUACGGCUGCUGGACAAUCACUUUUGGACACAUAUUUGCAGUUUAUAACUGAGAAUACAUUUGGUAUGGGUAUGUCCCAGGAACAUGCUGCUGCUGCCGCCUUACAUGCUGCCAAAAUGGCCCAACUAAAUGCCAUGGGCCAUGGUUUGGAUAAACUACCGCCGGGCCUAUUGCCACCCCAGUUCGAUUUGAGUAAAUUGGCUGGUCAGGCUGCGGGAAAUGCUUUCAAUAAUCUAGCCGCCGCCAGCGGAGUGGGUGGUAAUGGUGGCCUCACCAUUGAACCCAUUAUGAGACGUGACAUGAUGUCACCGCACAAUAGCAAUGAAAAUCUACACAAUUCCCAGAAUACCCCCGCCAGCUCCAGCCAGAAUGAUAUACGCCGUGAUCCCUCCGAACCCAUGGAUCUGGGUCUGGAUGCCAACAAUCAGUCGGGUAGUCAUAACAAUGACAACAUGGGUUCCGACAAUGAAGACAACUAUUCCGAGGAUGAGGGAGUGCACAACACAUAAAUCCCGUAGAAUUGUAUAGGAAUAUAGGAAAUGAAAUUGUUGUUUUAAGUGAAAAAGUAGGAUUAUUUCUUCUGCGUUUAGUUUUUUUUUAUUGCAAAAUUAUCCUUCCUUCGUGGCAUGGAAGAUGAGAAGAUGGGCCUCCUUUGGAGGUUCUGUUUUUCCCCUAACAAAAACAAAAGGAAAUUAGUUUAAUUUUUUAGAUGAACAAACAAACAAACAGAUAUGAACAACAAAGAAGCCUUAAAAAUGUAUACCAGUUUAUUUUAUUCUUUUCGAAUAUUUUUACAAAAAAUUGAAAAUUUACUGCAAAGAAAUCUAUUUUGAAAUAGUAAAAAUAUUUUAGAACAUGAUUCGUAUACGAUUUACGACAGAUUAAAAACAUUGAAAAAAAAAAUAUAUAUAUUGAAAGGUUUAAAAUUAUUUGUAUAUAAAAUUAAUUGAAAAAAAUUGAACACAAAAUAUUUUGAAAACAAAAAUUUGAAAAUUUAUAAAAAACGGGUAAAGAAAAACCAUUUCUGUCUUAAAAACUGAAAUAUUAAGAAUAUGGUCUGAAGAUUUUCCGUAUUAUAGAAAAGAAAUUUGAAACUUAUUUUUUACUAAUAUUUCAGUAUAAAAAAAUGUUAGAACCCAUGGACAGAAAUUUUCAAACCUAAGGUAUUUGUCUUAUGGCCGUAAAAAAUUCAACUUUGCUGAAAAUUGGAAAUCCCUAUCCGCAAAUUACUACUAAAUUUCAGUCUCACUCGGAAAUAAAUUUUCAAAAUAUUAAAAAAACCUUUCCUCACAAAUCGAUGAAUCUAAUUUCCUUCUACACAACAUCCAGAAAAUACACACACACACAAACAAAUUACAACUAAAAGAGAAGUUAAAGCAAUUUUUAGAAUUAAAUUUUUAUGUAGUUUUCUAGAGAAAAAAUUAGCAAUAAUAUUAAUUAUAUAAUAACUAUUAAAUGUAUAUAUUUAUUAAAUGUUUUAAAAAAUGUUAAGACGUCAACAACAAAAAGAAAAACAAAACCAACUAAAUCAAAUUUUUUCUUUAAGUGGUUUCUUUUUCUGUUUGAAAAUUCAACAAAUUGCCUUUGUUUUUUAUUCAACAUAUCAUUUGUUUAAAUUAAAUUGAAAAAAAUAGUUAAUUUAAAUAUAUAAAUAUUAUAUUUCCUGGAUUUUGAUUUCAUUUUCUAGACAAAUCAUUUUAAUUUCAAGUGCCUUUCUUUUGAAACAAAAAUAAUUGAUUUUUUUAAAUGUUUAAAAUAAACUUUGUAUAUUUCUAUUUUAAUUUUAAAACUAUCGUCCAAUAAUUUUUUGAGUGUAGAAAUUUUGAAUCAAAUGCGUUUUGAAGGAACAUACAAUUAAAAAUCAAUUUUUAAUUUUUUCCUUUUAUUCUCCAUUGAAUUGUUAAUUUUGCUUAUCCUUUUUUCUAAUAGAAGUUCCUCAAUGGAAAAAUAAACUAGAAUUACAAAACAAAAACGAUGUAAGAAACCCACCACAAAAAGAACACUGACUUAAAAAAUUAAAAAAAAAAAAAACUAACACCGCCCAGGGAUAUUUAAAACAUCACAUUAAAUAUUUAAUAAUAAAAACAAAAACAUUAGUAUUGUAAAAAAAAUAAUAAAUAUUGCAAAAACAAAACUCUGAAAACACACAAUAAUACAUAAUUCAAAUGUGCCAUUUCAAUUGACAACCUCAAAGCAAUCAAACAAUACUUCCUUAAAAAAACAAACUGAUUUCCUUAAGACAAAGGAUUUCCUUAACAAUAACUCAGGAAACUAAAAAAAAACAUAUAAAAAACUAUAUAAACAAAAAUAAAUAUAGCAUAUAAAACAUUCCUUAAAAAACUAAAUAACUCGCAAUACACACAGAUCAUAACACAAAAAAGAAAAAACAGAAAAUACCUUUAAACUACCUCAUUUUUUAAUAAUUUUUCUUUUUUUUUAAUUUUUUUAUAACAACAAAGAAAAAAACAUAAUUUUUCAAGUCAGUGGAAUAUUUUUUACCUCUAUAACAAUAACAAUAUAAUGGGCUGAAACUCUGCAGAGCCUAAAAAUAGGCCCCAGUUUUAUGUUCCCAACCCUCUUCUCCCCUCACUUUCAGCCCAUUUGUGUUAUAACAAAACAUUAUGUAUAUAGAAAAACAACCCAACCAACAAAAAAUGCAAUAAUUUAUUAUAAAAUAAAAGAAAAUAUAUAUACUUAAUAAAAAAAUCUUGCCAAUUUAAAAAAUAAUCAUAAUUAUUAUAAUAAUAUUAUACUAUAAGCUAUGGACAAAACACUAAAACUAUGCACUUUAAACAAAAAGUAAAAUAAAUAAUAAACUUAAAAAAAACACCAUCACCCAAUCAUGCUUAACAACAAAACAAUUAAAUGCAAAUCUAUAAUAAUUACUAAAAACAACAACUGGAACUGUAGUACUUAAUUUUAACAAAACAAAACAAAGACAACAAAUAAACGUAAAUAAAUUAACUAAAACAAGAAAAA